Molecule: messenger RNA, 4135 nt
Organism: Acinonyx jubatus (cheetah)
Lineage: Eukaryota; Metazoa; Chordata; Mammalia; Carnivora; Felidae
Exons: 4
Coding region: 6-314 (102 amino acids)
Source: RefSeq, a predicted model, not a curated record
AGUACAUGAGAGAUGGGAGUUGGAGAAGAAGACGUAGUGAUUCAAGUCCAUCCUUGGGUUUUGCUGCAAAGAGGAACAAAGAAAUUAGAGUUCUGGAGGCUGGGAAGUCCAAGAUCAAGGUGCUGGCUGAUUCAGUUCCUGAUGAGGAUGCUUUUACUUACUUGCUGUCUUCUUGCUGUGUUCUUAUAUUUGAGAGAAAGGAGAUGACAAAUGGAGCAAAGUCGUUCAGGGAAUGGAAGAGGAUUGCACCAAGAGAAAGAAGAGUUGGACAGGAAGCAAGACUUCUGCUGGGAUUACAGAAGAGGAAUACCUAGCACAGUGCCUGAAAAAUAGAAAGAACUUAAAAGUAUGCUGCUGAAUGGAAGACUAAAUGAAUGGAGGGAACAGUCAACUGGUGGUGUUGGAAGUACAGAAGAUAAUAGGGUGGUACACGUUCAGGAAGAUUUUCUUAGAGUUGUUUAACUCUGCUUCAACAAAAUUCUGCUUCAACAAAACUCUUAGAAGAAUGAAGGCUUGAGUUGCCAAAGUCCAAACUUGAGCACUGGCUAUCCCUCUAUGUUUCCAUCAGGCUCUGCAUUUAGUUACAGAUGGAAGUUGGUUAUCUUAUCUCCAACAAAGACUGCAAGAGUGGGAUGUGUCCUUCUGGCUCUUUGUAAUCAGGCUUUUUGUGACUGGGGAUGCUGGUUGCCCAUAUGACAUUAAAAUUUUUUCAGUUUCUCUCUACUGGGGGUAAAAAUAUGAGCAGAAUUUGAAUUUGAAAAUUACUUCUUCCUACAUUGAGUGGUGUGAUGUUGUAUGUUCUUCUAUAAUAGACACUCGCUCAACACUGUAUAUUUGAAAUAACUCCCUUCUGGAGGGAGGUAGAGAAGAAGUGUGUGGAAGUUAUAUAUCUUUGACAGAAACCACACUCUCCCUACACUGAGGAGAGUCCACUGGUACCUAAGCAUUGAUCACGAGUACUUCACACACCAGUUGGGCAGGGUUUUUAGGAACCACAAACCUAUUAACAUUCCCUGAUCUAACUUUUGAAAACAAACGAAAAUAAAAUCUAUGUCUGUCCUGGGUUUCCUCUCUUUGCAUGUUGUAAGUUGUAUUUGUUUAUAUAUCUCCAUGUUUGUGUAUUCUCUUGCUUUAACAUACUUGGUCUCUCUUUAACUCUCACCAUCUAACUUGUCCUACUCAGUUUUCCAUCCCAGGGGGUAGCAUGGCUUAUGAAAAGAGCAGGGCCUUAAUGCCAAAAAGCAAAAAGACCUAGCCUCAAAUGCCAGUUAUGCUCUUUCAUAUCUAGGAAACUUUCAACAACGUAUUCAACAUCUUUGAGCCACAGUUUCUGUGCUGUUCAGUUAUAUUUCCGUUUCCUCUUUCUGGGUGCAUGGUAGGAUUAUACUUCUGGUUCCCUUAAUAUUAGCACAUGUCAUGUACUUGUCAGUGGAUUGAGAAUAGAAGUAGACACGUGUUAUUCCUGGGGAGAAGGCUGUAAGAAACUAAUCUUGUUGCCUUUCUGCUGAAACAUGACAGAGACUCUAUCAGUCUGAUCCUUGAGUGAGGGCCACAUGGAGUAGAACACCAACCCAAUGGAUACAUAGCAUGACCAAGAAAUAAACUUCUAUUGAUUGAGGUCAUUAAAAUUUGGGGGUUGUUUGUUACUCAACAUGAAUUAUCCCAUCUGGCUGAUGUCUCCUAAUAUGAAUAAUGAUUAUAAGAUUUACCUCGAAGAGAAUUACCAACCCACAUUAGAGGAUUAAAAUGCAGUGGCUUGGGGCGCCUGGGUGGCUCAGUUGUUUAUGUGUCCAACUUUGGCUCAGGUUGUGAUACAGCUUGGAGCCUGGACCAUGCUUCGGAUUCUGUGUCUCCCUCUCUCUGCCCCUCCUCCGCUUGUGCUUUGUCUCUCUCCCUCUCAAAAAUAAACAUUAAAAAAAAUUAAAAUAAAAAAAGCAGUAGCUCUUAUUACUAUUACCCCCCCUUCUGCCAGCUGUCUGUAUCUACCAUUCUUAUCAGACAUUCCACUUACACACUCAUACAUGGCUCACUCUUGUCCAUUUCACUCCACCCCCAUAAUUCUCUUUCACUCUACCCAUAAUUGUCCUUCAUUGCCCUCUGCCCACCCCCCUACCCCCCCACCCCCGCUUACCAACUCCUUCUCUUAGUCUUCUGUGGAAUAUACCAGCUCCAAUUUGGUCAAACUCUCUAAACCUGUUUCUUGUCUUUUUUUCUCCAAAUGGGACAGAUUUUUUAAUUUAAUUUUUUAAAUUUUUUAAUUUAUUGAGUGAGAGAGAGAAAUCGUGAGCAGGGGAGGGGCAGAGAAGGGGGGAAAGAGAGAGAAUUCCAAGCAGGCUCUGAACUGUCAGCACAGAGCCGACAUGGCACUUGAACCCAUGAACUGUGAGAUCAUGACCUGAGCCAAAACCAAGAGUCAGACGCUUAAAACACUGAGCCAUCCAGGCACCCCUGGAAACAGAAUUUUAGAGUUAAAAGGGACUUCACUUCUCUAAGAAUCUGUAGAAACAGACAUUCAACCUCACUCUUCAGCCAUCAAACAUCCAUAAACACCUUACUAUCUGGAGUUCAUUGAUAGAAGUUACUUCUUCCCGAAGAGCUAGGUACUCUAGGUCACUGGGUACUCUGCCCCCCUCUUUUUUUUUUAGCUCUUAGCAUUCAUUUCCUAAGGGCACCAAAUUAUCUUUGGCCUCAAAGGAACCUGUAGUCAUUUAGCUGUUCUGAUUUCACCUCUCCCACACACAGUUUGGACAUUUACCUUACACUAUACAGUUAACUGUAGCCAUGCUUUCUAUCCCUGUACCUAUAUUUUCUUCUCUCUGGCCUUUCUAACCAUCCUCAUCCCUCCCUCAACAUUUUACUGAAACACCAGAUAGUUGCAGUCCCUGGGAAGUAUCACCAGCUGAUUUCUCUUCUCUUGCUUCUGGGCUAAAGGAAAACAAUGAACUGUAUAGACCCAUGACUGUGUGUUAUCUAAAACUGAAAUAAUUGACUUUUCUGGACAUUUGGCUUUAGUGCUCAUGCUUACUUCUCAGAAACCUCUCCUACCAUGGCCUCUGGUUCUCUUCCUGGCCACACUUUACCUCUCUUUUCAAAGGUUCACCUUUCUCUGUCCACUCAUCGUUUAGCUGGAAAUCCCCAGAGUUUUGUCCUCGGGACUCUUUGUUUUUGUCUACAUGUCUACAUGUCUCUAGAGGAGUCUCAUUUUUACCCUAUGGCUUCUAUGACCAUUUAAAUGUAGAUGAUUCUCAAAUGACUUUCACUAGCACUAACUUCUCUCUAGAGCUUUAGAAGUAGAUAUGCAAUGUCGUAUUAGACAUAUGGAGGUGGAUAUCGCAUGGACAUGUCCUUAAGUAAACACCUUUCCCCCUCUAACCACAAAAGUGUACUAUCCCUUCUGUCUUGGUCUGAGUUAAUGGCAUCACCAUUUACCUGUCUCCCAACUUAGAAACCUUGGUGUUAUUCUCACCUCCUUUCUCUCAACCCCCACAUGCAGUCAGCUGCCAAAUCUUGCUGCUUCUAAUUUUAAAACAUCAUUUGACUUUGUCUCUUCUAAACUCUAUGCUACUGACUUAAAAUAGGCCUUUGGCAUGUCUUCUUUGGACUUACUGCAACAGCCUGUCUGUAAUUUGUUUCCCUGAUCCCUGACAGUAUUUCUCCCCUCCCAUAUCCUCCAGCCUGCCAUUAUAGUUAUAGAAAACAAAGCUAACCAAGUCUUUUCUCUGUGUCAAAGCUUCUUCUGGCUCCAUAUGCCCACAGGGUAAAGUUCAAACUAGAUAGCCUGGCUGUAAAUUUCUUAACCUCCUGACUCCAUUCUACCUCUCCUCCUUGUUUCCUUUCCUGUCUUCAUGUUCUCUGUGCACAUCCUAUUCUCACUGCUUCCAGCACAAAACCAUGCUUUCAGAAGUCUAUGUUUAAACGCAUAUAUGUAUUACAUUUAUGUAAUAUAUGUAUACAUAUACACAUACAUAUAUGUAAGUAUAUUUAAAUACACGUAAUAUAUUUAUAUGUAAAUGUAUGAAUAUUUAUAUGUAAAUACAUGUGAUGUAUAUUACAUAUAGAAAAGAUAUGUAAUAUAUAUAUAUUUCAAGAUAUUUCUUUUCCUCCUCUUCAUCUGUAUUCACUUGAAAAAUUCCUA